AUGGACGAUUAUCAGAAACUUGUCGUGACUCAAUUCUUCAAUCCACUGCCGAACCUCUCCCAGGAAUCUUGUCAUCAGUUCGUGUUGCACCAUAUUGUGCCGACACUUCCUAAAACUUCUGGCAAAACAGAAGUUAAACCUAGUCCUUUUCAGGGAAGCAUGAGCUAUACUGCUAUAGUAUAUCUUCAUUCCACGCAUACCGACUAUCGAAUUGUCGUUCAGUUCCGGAGCGAAAAGCAAGACCUAUCCGCAGUCGCCGAAGCUACUCGCAUCCAUGGACAUAUUGUACCCAUGGUUACAUACCAGGGCAUGUAUGAAGGACUCUUUGUGUAUACAUCACCUUUUGCAGCAGGCACGCCCUAUAUCAGUGUCUUGAUGUCUUCUGAGGACUUUGAACUGCCGCUCUGGAAGAAGAUGACGACUAUUUUAGACCUUGCAGAUCUUGUGACUCGGGGAGCCAGAGCGAACAAAGAUAUUUUCGAUACCACCAUAGUCAAGCUUGCCUCUACUCUUGACAAAAUCCAGCAUACAAUCAAUAACUACACAUUUCGAAACACAUCUCUCAAAAACAGCAUUUCUGCUUGCAUCAGCAAAGUCUUGCCCCAACUGCGCGAUCUCGUUGUUCUCCCCAUCACACUCACCCAUCAGGACCUUGCCCCAUUCAAUUACCUUAUAGAUCCGUCCACAGGCCGGAUCAAAGCUGUACUUGACUGGGAUGGCGCUGUUUAUCUUCCGGUUGGGUCAAACUUUCACUUUGUGGAUAGCCUUUUGGGUUUCAUGACCCCAAAAGGGUGGCAAGACACGGAGGAUCGUCACGACCUUGAAGCAGCUUUUUAUGAUCGGGCUCUGUGUAGUCUAGCGGCACAAGGACACAAGAAUGUAACAAAGGAACAGUUGGAGUCACAGAAGGCGAUUGGAAUGUUACUCUAUGGUGUGGAACGGCUUCUCAAGUUCAAAGACGAACGAUCUGAGCAUUAUCUAGAUGGUUAUCUUCGGGGGUUAUCCUUCAUUGACCAGCCCGUAUGA
Molecule: messenger RNA, 1026 nt
Organism: Penicillium malachiteum
Lineage: Eukaryota; Fungi; Ascomycota; Eurotiomycetes; Eurotiales; Aspergillaceae
Exons: 1
Coding region: 1-1026 (341 amino acids)
Source: RefSeq, a predicted model, not a curated record